Oryza sativa Japonica Group (Japanese rice) is the source of this 2606-nucleotide messenger RNA. RefSeq names its product transcription factor MTB1. Gene Ontology annotation, cellular component: nucleus. The record is from RefSeq and is a predicted model, not a curated record. Gene Ontology annotation, biological process: regulation of DNA-templated transcription. NCBI's taxonomy places the organism in Eukaryota, Viridiplantae, Streptophyta, Magnoliopsida, Poales, Poaceae. Gene Ontology annotation, molecular function: transcription cis-regulatory region binding; DNA-binding transcription factor activity; protein dimerization activity.
UUCUCCUUUCACACCUCUCCCCCCCUCUUCUUCUCUCUCUCCACAUCACAAGUCGCCUUCCUCCUCCGCCCCCGAAAUCCCCUCGCGAACCAGAGAAACCUGAGGCACCACCAUCACCACCACCGCCUCCGCCUCCGCCUCCGCCUCCUGCGCGCGCGGCGAAUUCGGGGGACCCUCGCGCUCGCGUGGGGUGUGGGUGGGGGGAGAUCCGGGCGUCGCCGUCGCCGGGGGGGGGGGAGGGUGCUCGGAUUCAGCCAGCGGCGGGUGGGGGGGCCCGCCUCUUUCUUCUUGGGGGGGCGCGGAGGAGACCCCGCCCGUCCUGGAUUCCGUGGCCGCGGCGCCGAUUCGGGCGCGGGAGCCCCAGCACGGUAUUAUGGUGAUGAAGAUGGAGGCUGAUGAGGAUGGUGCCAAUGGCGGAACUGGUGGGACAUGGACUGACGAGGACCGAGCGCUCACCGCCAGUGUGCUUGGAACGGAUGCUUUUGCUUACUUGACAAAAGGAGGUGGUGCCAUAUCCGAGGGCCUUGUUGCUGCAUCUUUGCCAGUGGACUUGCAAAAUAGACUCCAGGAGCUUGUCGAAUCAGAUCGUCCUGGUGCUGGUUGGAACUAUGCCAUAUUCUGGCAGCUGUCGCGCACAAAGUCCGGUGACCUUGUCCUUGGAUGGGGGGAUGGCUCUUGCCGUGAGCCUCAUGAUGGUGAGAUGGGACCUGCUGCUUCUGCAGGUAGUGACGAGGCCAAACAGAGGAUGCGCAAGCGUGUGCUGCAGCGAUUGCACUCAGCAUUCGGAGGUGUUGACGAGGAGGAUUAUGCCCCAGGCAUUGAUCAGGUGACAGACACAGAGAUGUUUUUUCUAGCAUCUAUGUACUUUGCAUUUCCACGCCGUGCUGGUGGCCCUGGUCAAGUAUUUGCAGCAGGCGUGCCCCUGUGGAUUCCCAACACUGAACGUAACGUAUUUCCUGCCAAUUACUGUUACCGGGGAUACCUUGCAAAUGCUGCAGGAUUUAGAACUAUUGUGCUAGUUCCAUUUGAGACCGGUGUACUUGAACUGGGUUCGAUGCAACAGGUAGCGGAGAGUUCUGACACUCUCCAGACCAUAAGAUCUGUGUUUGCUGGGGCAAUUGGCAAUAAAGCUGGAGUUCAGAGACACGAGGGGAGUGGCCCUACAGAUAAGUCACCAGGUUUGGCAAAGAUUUUUGGGAAGGACCUUAACCUUGGCCGGCCUUCAGCAGGCCCAGGAACUGGCGUGUCAGAGGCAGAUGAAAGGUCGUGGGAACAAAGGACUGGUGGUGGGAGCUCAUUGCUCCCCAAUGUCCAAAGAGGUUUGCAGAAUUUCACUUGGAGUCAGGCUCGGGGCCUGAAUUCUCAUCAGCAGAAGUUUGGCAACGGUAUAUUGAUUGUGAGCAAUGAAGCCACACCGCGCAACAAUGGAGGAGUUGACAGCUCUACUGCAACACAGUUUCAGCUUCAGAAAGCACCACCACUUCAGAAACUACCACAGCUCCAGAAAUCACAUCAGCUAGUAAAGCCACAGCAACUAGUGAGUCAGCAACAGUUGCAGCCUCAAGCUCCCAGGCAAAUAGAUUUCAGUGCUGGGACCAGUUCCAAACCUGGUGUUUUGACUAAAAAACCAGCUGGUAUUGAUGGGGAUGGUGCAGAGGUGGAUGGCUUGUGUAAAGACGAAGGUCCGCCACCUGCAUUAGAAGACCGGCGGCCUAGAAAGAGGGGAAGAAAGCCUGCAAACGGGAGGGAAGAGCCACUAAAUCAUGUUGAGGCCGAGCGCCAGAGGAGGGAGAAGCUCAACCAGCGAUUCUAUGCACUGAGAGCCGUUGUACCCAAUAUAUCAAAAAUGGACAAGGCAUCCCUCCUUGGUGACGCCAUAACAUACAUCACUGACCUACAGAAGAAGCUCAAAGAGAUGGAGGUAGAGCGAGAAAGGCUUAUCGAGUCUGGAAUGAUCGAUCCGAGGGAUCGGACGCCUCGACCUGAGGUGGACAUUCAGGUGGUUCAGGAUGAGGUUCUAGUCCGAGUGAUGAGCCCCAUGGAAAGCCACCCUGUCAGGGCCAUCUUCCAAGCUUUCGAAGAGGCAGAAGUCCAUGCAGGGGAGUCGAAGAUCACAAGCAACAACGGCACGGCCGUGCAUUCUUUCAUCAUCAAGUGCCCUGGCGCCGAACAGCAAACGAGGGAGAAGGUGAUUGCCGCCAUGUCUCGCGUGAUGAACUCAGGGUAGAAUCAGUUGGGGAGUGGGCGCCACCGGUAGAGGCAGCUUUACUUCGUUCGCUGGUUGCAGACAAGCAGCAAGCAGUCGGUUGGACGGACACCCAUCCACCCACCUUUCAGCGCUGUUGAUAGAAGAAGUUUGUAGGCAGAGAAAGAAAGCUCAGAUUCUGACUUAGCGAUCCAAGGGGAAGACAAAGCUCUCAAGUUAAAACUGCCAUUGUUGUAUGGUAGGCUUUUGUGGUCGGUGUAGUUUUUCUCUUUUUGUUGUUUAUUGGGGAGAAUACCAUGUUCUUAGUUUAUUGCUUGUGGCAGAACCAUAAACAGUACAUCUCGUCAAAUGCAUGAGUUGGGAAAGAAGUCACCUGCUUUUCUGCUAAUUCUGUGUUUUU